GCCCACUAAGCACGCGCCGCCGCAGUAGCCUAGGUCUAGCCGCCGGGAAGGAAGCGGCUGUCUAUAGCGCCAGCCUCUGAGGCUCUAGGGCCGUGCAGGCAGCUGUUUGGUCCUAGUACCUCGGCUGCGGCGGCGAGCUCCUCCACGUGCUUUCGGCAGCGACAUGGAGCUGGAGGAAUUGGGGAUUCGCGAGGAAUGCGGCGUGUUCGGGUGCAUAGCUUCUGGAGAGUGGCCCACGCAGCUAGAUGUGCCACAUGUGAUCACUCUGGGACUCGUGGGGCUGCAACACCGGGGCCAGGAGAGUGCUGGUAUCGUGACCAGUGAUGGGAGUUCUGUGCCAACAUUCAAAACGCAUAAGGGAAUGGGUCUUGUAAAUCAUGUUUUUACUGAAGACAAUUUGAAGAAAUUGUAUGUUUCAAAUCUUGGCAUUGGACACACGAGGUAUGCCACUACAGGAAACUGUGAAUUAGAAAAUUGUCAGCCCUUUGUUGUUGAAACACUUCACGGGAAAAUAGCUGUGGCACAUAAUGGCGAAUUGGUGAAUGCUGCUCGGUUAAGGAAAAAGCUUCUGCGUCAUGGUGUUGGUCUGUCCACCAGCUCUGAUAGUGAAAUGAUAACCCAGUUACUGGCAUAUACCCCUCCUCAAGAACAAGAUGACACCCCAGACUGGGUAGCAAGGAUUAAAAACUUAAUGAAGGAAGCACCCACAGCAUACUCCCUGCUUAUAAUGCACAGAGAUGUUAUUUACGCAGUUCGGGAUCCUUAUGGAAAUCGUCCUCUAUGCAUUGGUCGACUUAUUCCAGUUUCUGAUAUAAAUGACAAAGGAAAAAAAACAUCAGAAACAGAAGGAUGGGUUGUGUCUUCAGAAUCUUGUAGCUUUUUAUCUAUUGGUGCAAGAUAUUACCGUGAAGUUUUGCCUGGGGAAAUUGUGGAAAUAUCCAGACAUAAUGUCCGAACUCUUGAUGUCAUAUCAAGGUCUGAAGGAAACCCAGUGGCUUUUUGUAUCUUUGAAUAUGUUUAUUUUGCAAGACCAGAUAGUAUGUUUGAAAACCAAAUGGUUUAUACGGUAAGAUACCGUUGUGGUCAACAGUUGGCAAUUGAAGCACCUGUGGAUGCAGAUUUGGUUAGCACUGUUCCAGAAUCUGCUACACCUGCUGCUCUUGGUUACGCAGGAAAGUGUGGACUUCCUUAUGUGGAGGUGCUGUGUAAAAACCGGUAUGUUGGAAGAACUUUCAUUCAGCCAAACAUGAGGUUAAGACAACUUGGUGUUGCCAAAAAAUUUGGAGUGUUGUCGGACAACUUUAAAGGCAAAAGAAUUGUUCUUAUAGAUGAUUCAAUUGUGAGAGGCAAUACCAUCUCACCUAUAAUAAAAUUGCUCAAAGAAUCAGGUGCAAAAGAGGUACACAUUCGAGUAGCUUCCCCACCAAUUAGAUACCCAUGCUUCAUGGGAAUCAACAUUCCCACAAAAGAAGAGCUUAUUGCCAAUAAACCAGAAUUUGAUCAUCUUGCAGAAUAUUUAGGAGCAAACAGUGUUGUAUAUCUGUCAGUAGAAGGACUCGUUUCAUCUGUACAAGAAGGAAUAAAAUUUAAAAAACAGAAAGAGAAAAAGAAUGAUAUUAUGAUUCAAGAAAAUGGAAAUGGUUUGGAAUGUUUUGAAAAGGAUGGUCAUUGUACAGCUUGUCUCACUGGAAAAUACCCCGUGGAACUGGAAUGGUAGCGGGAAGGGGCAGAUCUGUUGCUGAAAAUUGGUCAAGGAGUGAAGUGGUUACACCUUACUGUUUUUCUCAGUUGGUAAAAUAUAUAAUGCCACAUGCUUGUGUUUUCCUUUAUAUGUUUUGAGAGUUUUUUUUUUUUUUUCCUGUAAAGGGUACCAAAGUGCUAUAAUUGAACCUUGCUAAUUGCAUAUUGUACAACAUGUGGUAUUCUUUUCUAAAAGGCAUUGGCUAGCCUUUUCUACCUGCAGAGAAGGCAGGUGGUAAGUGGCAUUCGCCAAGUCCAUGCUUCAAGGGUUAGUGAGAGGUUAAACUAAGAUAGGAGCUGUGAUUCAAGUAGGACAAGUGAGUUCAUAACAACAUUUCAUACCAAGUUUGAAUCCAUCAUACCCCAUAGUUGUCUAGCCUCUACAGUUCUGGCUGUAGUUACAACCUUGGCUUCUCUGUCUAACUUUAGACAACUCUUUGGGAAAAAAAUAAAUAAAAACAGUAUCCCCACUUACACAAAGAGGUACUUAUAAUUAUUAAGAGUUGAUAGGAAUAUGAAUAAGUGUCAAGACUUCUGGUGCUAGAGCCAUCAGUUCACUCCUAAAUUUUAAGAUAGUUCACAAUCAUUAGCUUUUGAAAAGCGAAUGGUUAUUAACCUUUUUAAAAUUAGUUUGCAACUGAGAUUUCAUUAUGAUGGAGGGAGAGAUACGAUUUGGCAGAUCCUUGCCAUCUCUCUGAGAUCCCUCAAGAAUGUUUGUAAAAAUGUGUGGGAAAAAAUUCUACAUUUGACUAGAAAAUAUUAUCCAUAAUAUUUAGUGCCCUAACAAUAUAAUCUCAGCAAGUAACAAUAAUUUUUAAAAGUUCACUGAGCCUUUCUUGGCGGGGAGGGAUACUAGGGAUUGAACCCAGGAGCACUUAACCACUGAGCCACAACCCCAGCCUUUUUAUUUUCUAUUUUGAGGCAGGGUGUCAAAGAGUUGAUUAGGGCCUCUCUGAAUUGCUAAGCCUGGCCUUGAACUUCCGAUCCUCCUGUCUCAGCUUUCCAAGCAGCUGUGAUUACAGGCAUAUAUAUGUAUCCAUAUACAUAUGAUUAAUUAAGUGAUCAAAUAGAAACAUAGUAGGGGCCAAUUUUGUUUAAUGAUGAAAGAGAAGAUCACUUUUUUGGAUCUAGAAUACCCAUACGCAAGCAUCAACUUACAGUUACUUUUUUCUACUUUGUUUUUUCUUAUAACUCAUAUUUAGAAAAUUGAGAUGAUUUGCUUACCAACUCCUGUUUAUAUAAGAUUUUUAAAACAAACAAGUUUCUGUGUUACCAUCAUUUGGUGUAUAUAGUGUCCAAAUCCAUUUAGAAAUUUAAUAUUUAUUAAUAACUAAAAUUGUUUGUCUGCCCUUGCUCUAUAGUCCCAUGUGUUUUAUUAUGACAGGUCGAGAUAAAAUGUUGUAGAACUUUAAUAUGUUGGUAGCAUCUGAACCCUGUGACAGUGACACAGGCAAACUGGCAUUUCAAAGCCCUGGGACCAUUCCAGCACAUGUAGCCUCUUGUCUUAAAUGCAUUCCCCAUGGAAGCAUGGAGGAGGUGAGACCUGUGGGUCACUUUUGAAAUGGCCUUACUUAAAUUUGAUUUUCAAAAAUAAGAAGACUCAGGGAAAGUAUUAAACCAAAAUCUCUGAUUGACUUUCUUUUCCAUAGUUUUUAAAUUUUGUUUUAUUGAAAUGCUUUUAUAAAGGAAAACAAUACUGUGACCAUUUGGUGUUUCUACAGUUUUUUUUUUUUUAGAGCUUUAUUGUUAUACAUAGUAGUAUUUGGGUUCAUGCUAACAAACUCAUGUGCAUGGAAAUCAAUUUUAGUUCAUAAUCCCCCCUUUUUCCCUCCCCCUCACAAAUUUCUUGAUAUUUCUCCAUCAUGGCUUUUUAUUUUACAAGUUCUGAAGUUUGAAUUAAAUCACAUUUUUUUUUUUUUACCAACUUGGUUUCAAGUGUUAUUUGACUACUUUGAAUUUAUAUAAGUAAACUGCAGAGAAGAUAAUGUGUUUCCCCAGGAUCUACAUUGUGAACUCAAAUAAGCCUACUUUUUUGUGAUUUCUUGGUGACAAAUAUAUGUAAUAAGGAUGUUUACA
Ictidomys tridecemlineatus (thirteen-lined ground squirrel) is the source of this 3816-nucleotide messenger RNA. RefSeq names its product phosphoribosyl pyrophosphate amidotransferase (gene Ppat). NCBI's taxonomy places the organism in Eukaryota, Metazoa, Chordata, Mammalia, Rodentia, Sciuridae. The record is from RefSeq and is a predicted model, not a curated record. Gene Ontology annotation, biological process: purine nucleobase biosynthetic process. Gene Ontology annotation, molecular function: amidophosphoribosyltransferase activity.